This is a messenger RNA of Cladophialophora carrionii CBS 160.54, 1467 nucleotides long. RefSeq names its product kynureninase. Gene Ontology annotation, biological process: NAD+ biosynthetic process. The record is from RefSeq and is a predicted model, not a curated record. The transcript has 2 exons. Bases 1 to 1467 code for a protein of 488 amino acids. Gene Ontology annotation, molecular function: pyridoxal phosphate binding; kynureninase activity. Gene Ontology annotation, cellular component: cytoplasm. NCBI's taxonomy places the organism in Eukaryota, Fungi, Ascomycota, Eurotiomycetes, Chaetothyriales, Herpotrichiellaceae.
AUGUCAGAGGGGAUAGCCGCUCCGGGAAGAGCAGAUGAUACCCUUCACCCUUUCUCAGAAGCGUAUGCCCUCUCCCUCGACGCCGCAGACCCUCUCUCUCAUUUCCGCUCAGAAUUCCACAUUCCGACCCUCUCAGACUUGAGACGUUCGACACUAUCGAAGUCGCCAGAGGAGACCCCCUCAAAGCCAUGUACAUACCUCUGCGGCAACUCUCUUGGUCUUCAGCCUACCCGGACAGCAAGUCUAGUCACUUCCUUUCUGACGCAAUGGCGGACGAAGGGUGUGUUAGGGCAUUUUGUUGAGCACUCCGACUCCCCACUACAGCCCUUUUUGCAUGUUGAUGACCAAGCCGCAAAGCUCAUGGCGCCAAUCGUUGGUGCGAAGCAAGAUGAAGUCGCCGUCAUGGGUACGUUGACAGGGAAUUUGCAUCUACUUAUGUCGAGCUUCUACCGACCUAGCCAGAAAGGUGAAGGAAGGUGGAAGAUCAUGCUGGAGGGCAAGGCCUUCCCGAGUGACCACUACGCAGUCGAGUCGCAGAUUGUCCACCAUGGUCUUGAUCCAGCAGAGGCGAUGAUUUUGCUGGAGCCUUCUGACGAACAUCGUCCGAUUUUGCCGACGCAACAGAUUCUCGAGGCGAUUGACAAGCACGCUCACGAGCUUGCACUAAUUCUUCUCCCGGGCAUUCAGUUCUACACGGGCCAGUACUUCGACAUAUCGACCAUCACAAAGCACGCCCACGCAAAGGGCAUUCUGAUAGGCUGGGAUCUGGCUCACGCGGUUGGGAACGUGGAUUUGAACCUCCAUGACUGGGACGUUGAUUUCGCAUGCUGGUGCAGUUACAAGUACCUCAACUCCGGACCGGGGGCUAUGGCCGGUAUCUUCGUGAAUGAAAAGUACGGCAAGGUCGAUAUGGACAAGGAGACAGGGCAGAGAUUUUGGCCCCGGCUGAGCGGGUGGUGGGGAGACGACAAGAGCAGCCGGUUCCAAAUGACGAAUAAAUUUAUGCCCAGGCCAGGCGCAGCGGGCUACCAACUAUCCAAUCCCAGCGCCCUCGAUAUCACCGCCGUAAUUGCGUCGUUGCAAAUCUUCAAUCAAACCUCCAUGGCUGCCUUGCGAGCGAAGUCCCUCCGUCUGACGGCUUAUCUAGAAGAACUCCUCGCUGCAAUGUCCGCGAGAUCUCCGAGGAAAUUCGAUAUCAUCACGCCCGGGAGCCCCAGUGAAAGGGGGGCGCAACUCAGCAUUCGACUAGCGCCCGGUCUGCUUGAUCAUGUGCUGGAGCAACUCGAAAGUAAUGGUGUCGUGGUCGACGAGAGGAAGCCCGAUGUCCUCCGAGUUGCCCCGGCGCCGUUGUACAACUCCUUCGCCGAUGUAUUUCAUUUCUGCCAGGUACUCGAAGCCGCUCUAAUCACUGAAGCAUCAUCCGGGCAAAGUUUGGCCAGUGUCCCACCGGGAUUGGAAAGCGUUUGA